Molecule: messenger RNA, 3514 nt
Organism: Phyllopteryx taeniolatus (common seadragon)
Lineage: Eukaryota; Metazoa; Chordata; Actinopteri; Syngnathiformes; Syngnathidae
Gene: hyou1
Product: hypoxia up-regulated 1
Exons: 24
Coding region: 208-3168 (986 amino acids)
Biological process (GO): negative regulation of hypoxia-induced intrinsic apoptotic signaling pathway; cellular response to hypoxia; endoplasmic reticulum unfolded protein response
Cellular component (GO): endoplasmic reticulum chaperone complex
Molecular function (GO): ATP-dependent protein folding chaperone; ATP binding
Source: RefSeq, a predicted model, not a curated record
UGUUUUUUUUCUGUCCGGGUCAGCAACGACUGAGUGGAUCCAAUGAGGUGACGCCGCGUUCCGGGCCCGACCGAAGAACUCAAAGCCGGUGAUAAACUGGCCUGUAACAACCCACGAAGGCAUUUUACUCCAAAUUGGCUCAAAGUGGUUGUUUCAUCGCAGAAGAAACACGAAAGGACGCAUUGUAUACAUUGAAGAAAGAUCAUCAUGGUUGAGACAAAGCUUCCAUUGGCUGCUGUCUUCUGCCUGGUUCUAGCAAUGUUCCCUUCUCACACAGGUGCUGUGGCUGUCAUGUCGAUAGAUGUCGGGAGUGAAUGGAUGAAGAUGGCAAUCGUUAAACCUGGUGUGCCAAUGGAAAUUGUUCUCAACAAAGAGUCGAGGAGGAAAACACCUGCGGUUGUAUGUCUCAAGGAAAAUGAGAGGCUUUUCGGUGACAAUGCUUUGGGAGUGUCUGUGAAGAACCCUAAAACUGUCUACCGACACCUGCGAAAUCUCAUGGGAAAGAAACACAACAACCUACAAGUAGCGCUUUACCGGAAACAGUUUCCUGAGCACCAACUGCAAGUUAACCCAGUUCGAGACACCGUUUACUUCAAAGAUUCAGAGAAACUGCAGUAUACACCAGAAGAGCUUUUUGGGAUGAUGCUCAAUUAUUCUCGUGAACUGGCUCAGGACUUUGCAGAACAGCCAAUCAAAGAUGCAGUUAUCACUGUUCCAGCCUUUUUUAAUCAGGCAGAACGAAGGUCAUUCCUGCAUGCUGCACAUAUGGCAGGUCUGAAGGUCCUUCAGCUCAUCAAUGACAACACAGCCGUGGCCUUGAAUUAUGGAGUCUUUAGAAGGAAAGAUAUUGACAGCACUGGCAAGAACGUGAUGUUUUACGAUAUGGGCUCAGGCAGUACAACCGCUACCAUUGUCACAUAUCAGACUGUGAAAACAAAGGAGUCCGGCACCCAGCCCCAGUUGCAGAUUCGAGGUGUUGGGUUUGAUCGUGGGUUGGGUGGCUUUGAGAUGGAUUUGCGCCUCCGGGACCAUUUGGCUAGACUGUUCAACAAGCAGAAAAAGACCUCGAAAGAUGUGAGUGAGAACCACCGUGCUAUGGCUAAGCUACUCAAGGAGGCGCAGAGGCUCAAGACAGUGCUUAGUGCCAACGUAGAAUUCAUGGCCCAGGUCGAAGGUUUAAUAGAUGAAAUUGACUUCAAGGCUAAGGUCACCAGAGCAGAGUUUGAAGACCUGUGUGCUGAUCUAUUUGAAAGAGUGCCUCACCCGGUGCAGGAUGCCCUCACUGCUUCAGAAAUGAAUCUGGAUGAAAUUGAACAGGUGAUUUUAGUAGGUGGCUCUACCCGUGUCCCCAAGGUUCAGGAAGUGCUGCUCAAAGCAGUGGGGAAAGAGGAGUUGGGAAAAAACAUCAAUGCAGAUGAGGCAGCAGCCAUGGGAGCAGUAUAUCAGGCUGCUGUUCUAAGUAAGGCUUUCAAAGUCACGCCAUUCCUGGUCCGAGACGCAGUAGUCUUCCCCAUUCAGGUUGAAUUCACUCGUGAGGUUGAGGAAGAAGGUGCCAAAGCUUCGAAACACAACAAACGUAUCCUCUUUCAGAGGAUGGCACCCUACCCCCAGCGAAAGGUCAUCACAUUCAACCGCUACAAUGACGACUUUGCUUUCAACAUAAACUAUGGCGAUCUCAGCUUCUUGUCACAUGAAGAUCUCAGUGUGUUUGGCUCUCUCAAUCUGACAACAGUCAAGUUGUCUGGAGUGGGUAGCAGCUUUCGAAAGCACAGAAAUGCAGAGUCAAAGGGCAUCAAGGCCCACUUCAACAUGGAUGAAAGUGGAAUUCUCCUACUGGAUCGGGUAGAGUCUGUUUUUGAAACCAUUGUGGAGGAGAAGGAGGAAGAAUCUACAUUAACCAAACUGGGUAACACAAUUUCCACAUUGUUUGGAGGAGGAUCCCCAGAACUUGCCCCAAAUGUGACUAAACCUGUGCAGGAUGAGGGGGGUGAAUCUGGAAAAGAGGCAAAGGAUGAGAGUAAAAAGGAUGACACCCAGAAGGAGGAGCGUACCACAGAGGAACCAGAGAAAAGUACCACAGAGGAGAAAAACCAGGAGAAGACAGAAGAUGCAGGCCCCUUGAUGGAUGAGAAGGAGGAAAAGGACAGUGAAAAGAAAUCUAAGGCAGAGAAGGACGAUGAAAAUGUGACUAAACAUUUGAAAAAGACAAAGAUCUCAGAAGACAUCGCAAUGGAGCUCAUCAUCAACGAUGUCUUGGAUCCCACUGCUAAUGACCUUAAUGCUUCCAAAAAGAAGUUGCUAGAUUUGACAGAUCGAGACCUGGCCAAACAAGAAAGGGAAAAGAUGCUCAACAGCCUGGAAGCUUUUAUUUUUGAAACUCAGGACAAGUUAUACCAGGAGGAUUACCAGCUGGUGGUGACAGAAGAGGAGAGGGAACAGAUUUCAUCAACGCUAAAUGAAGCGUCUGUGUGGAUGGAUGAUGAUGGCUACUCUGCCACCACCAAUCAGCUCAAGGAAAAGCUUUCACAGCUCAAGCAUAUGUGCAAGGACAUGUUUUUUAAGGUGGAAGAGCAACGCAAAUGGCCUGAUCGCCUUGCCGCACUGGACAGUAUGCUCAACACCUCCAACAUCUUUCUGCGGAGUGCGAAGCUAAUUCCAGAGGAUGAUCAAAUAUUUUCAGAGGUUGAGCUGAAUAUGUUAGAAAAAGUGAUCAGUGAGACAAUGACAUGGAGGAAUGAGACUGCCGCCGAGCAGGAGAAACGUUCUCCAAAAGACCAUCCAAUUAUGCUCUCAAAAGACAUUGAAGCAAAGCUUUCCCUGCUGGACAGAGAAGUCAACUAUCUGCUCAACAAGGCAAAGUUUGCCAAACCGAAGUCUAAAGCCAAGGCCAAGAAUACCACCAGCUCUGACAAAAGCAGCACAGCCAACAGCACAGCUGAACAGAAAGUCAUCCCUCCUAAAGAGGAGAACGCUGACAAAACCAAUGAAAGCCUAGAAGACAAGCUGCCAGGUGAUGCUGUUCCCACAGAGGAAAGCGCUGCUCAGAUAGAAUCUGAUAGCCAAUCACAGCUCCAGAUAGAAUCUGAUAGCCAAUCACAGCUCAGAGAAGAAUCAAAAACAGGAACUGAGAAAGCCAGAUCUGAGAACCACAUAGAAGAUGAAUUAUAACAAUUGGAACUGGGAAAAUAAUCACAAUAUUUAUUGACACUGUAAAUGUUGAAUUUUUUCAUUUUUGUUCUGAUGUCCAUUUGUUGAACAUAUGUGCCGAUUGGUUAGCUGGAGAUGGUCUCCUUUUUCUCACAUUGGUCUUAACAGCAUACGCUGUGAUGAAGAAAUUGAAUUAACUGCAAAGUUGUUGUUUUUUUUGUUUUAGUGAGGUGUAUUUUUCUUCAUGUGCACUGUAUUUUUAUCCAUAUCGUCGUCAUAUACUGACACCGAUGUGAACCCUCUCGACAGACCAACAUGCAAUAAACUAAAAGAAUUAAACAUAAAUAAAUACAUUUGUAAAAUUUCA